Molecule: messenger RNA, 3978 nt
Organism: Actinia tenebrosa (Australian red waratah sea anemone)
Lineage: Eukaryota; Metazoa; Cnidaria; Anthozoa; Actiniaria; Actiniidae
Product: stAR-related lipid transfer protein 3
Cellular component (GO): endoplasmic reticulum membrane; endoplasmic reticulum-endosome membrane contact site; late endosome membrane
Molecular function (GO): lipid binding
Source: RefSeq, a predicted model, not a curated record
UGCCAUUAGAGCAGGGAAGAAAGUAAUAAGGAAAAACCGAACGAUUGAGGAUUUCUAAGCAGAAAGAAGAAAACGAAAGAAGAAAAACUCUACCAUGCGGACAUUUUAUAUCCUCAUGCUAUCACAGUAAGCAAGGACUUCGUUUUUAAAAGAUAUAACGGUACAAAUAACAUCGUUAUGGACCGCCUUCCUAACGGUAUUAGCAGACGGUCCUACUCGAGCGGUAGCCGCACAGAUUCGACUACGACUUUUCGUCAGUUUUCACCUUCUAGAAGAAUGUUCUGCCUGCUUACAGUAUUUGACUUCUUUUUUAUACUGGUAGCUUGGUUGAUAUAUGCAAAUGCUUUUAAUGGAUUAAACCUCUCACUAGAAAAGGAAGUCGCACAUUACAAAAUUGCGUCUUCUCUGUUUGAUAUUGUGCUGUUAUCAUUAUGGAGGAUGGUAGUGUUACUUCUUGUUUAUGCCUUGUUCCAUAGUAGAAAGUGGUAUGCUAUAGCAAUAACUACUUCUAUAAGCACUGGAUUCAUUAUUGCUAAAGUUGUUGAAUACAAUUUUAAAACAAACAAUCAUCAUCCAAUGGAUUAUGUUAGUAUCAUUGUCUCACUCUUCCUCUGCUGGGCUGAGACUCUGUUUCUUGACUUCAAGGUCUUUCCUUCAGAGUUAAAGGCUGAACAAAGAAUGUUGGCAGCAGGAAGUUUAGAUACGACAGCUGGUGAAAGAAGACCGCUGUUGGACGAGAAUCCAAGUUCUUACCACACCCGAACAUGGCUAACAGAGCAAUCAUCUUUCUACACUCCAUACGGAUCACCACCCAGUUCGAUUACAAGCGAGGAUGAAGGCGAAGAUGCUAACGCGCAAUUGUCAUCAGAGGACGUACACUUCAAAAGAAAAGCAAAAGAAAUAUUCGGCAUCGCUUGGGAUUUACUGACAGUUGAUAAGAAAUGGAAGCAUGAAAAAAACAAGGAUGGUAUAAUCGUGGAAAGUUGUAUUCUCAAGGAUACAGGAAAAAUGUUUAAAGUUCAGUGUUCCAUAGAUGCACCACCUUCAGUUGUCUUUUCCCUGAUAGUAUUACGUGUAGAAGACGGACCAAAGUGGAACAGCUCAGUCGCAGAAUCUAGAGUUUUACAUAAGAUUGAUAAUCAUACUGAUAUAUGUUAUAACGUUACGACAGACCAAGCUGGUGGAAUGGUGUCAAGUAGGGACUUUGUUAACUUGCGUCACUGGCAAAAGAGAGGCAAGGCGUAUUUUUCGUGUAAUGCAAGCGUCGAGUAUCAGGACAUGCCACCUGUCAACGAGCACAUUAGAGGUGAGAAUCAUCCAGGUGGGUGGCUGUUUGCUGAAAAUGAAGGCCAUCACGACCAAACAGAUUUUGUAAUGUUGGUAAACACGGACCUUAAGGGAUGGUUACCUCAAUACCUUAUUGAUCAAGCCAUGACAGGAGUCUUGUUUGGAACAGCUGAUUGUCUACGUAAUUACGUCCAUUCUCAGAAGUAAAGCAAGGCGAGUGUGCCAUAAUUGUGCAGAUAGGUGCUGAAUGCAGCAUUGCGCCUGACAUCUUGCAUGUCAGAAUGUCUCAUAGAGGUAAACGCAUGGAGCAUAUUUGUUAUUGAUGAAGAAAUCAUCAUGCGCAAUGAAUCUUCGCGUUAAAAGGAGUUAGAGUAUAGAGCUAGAAAUGCAACUGAUAUUCAGGUACGGUUAACUCAGUCAAGUUAGAAUUCAAUGUGCUUUUCUUUAUUAUGUUUUUGUUAUAUUAAUUGUGGUUAGAUUUUUAAAAUGUGCUUAACACUUGACAUAUUAGUUACAUUUAGUUGUGUCUCUGGUUGAGGUCCGUGAAAAUUUCAGAAGGAUUGGUCAAGGAUGGAGAUCCAAAAAAGGGUAGCAAAAUGACUGGGUAUAUAGGGACUGCUAAAAAAUCAUUCCAUAAUUCACAGACACCGGCAAAAAAUUACAGGAAAGUCCAAACUGAGAAACAAAAAUAGGCAUCCUCACAGAAAUAUGAAUAGUUAAUGAAAAUUUAGCCUUUUGUACGAAUAGGUAACGUGACUCGCAACCCCUUAAAUCAAAACCAAAAAGUUAACAAAAAGUCCAAACUGAGAAACAAAAAUGGGCAUCCUCACAGGAAUAUGAAUAGUUUAUGAAAUAGCCUUUUGUAAUAAUAGGUCACGUGACUCACAACCCCCUUAAAUCAAUUACCCCAGCGUCAAAAUGAACUUCAAAAGCGAAAGAGCACUUUAAUAUUAGCCUUUCUGGUUGAGGAUGAGCAAAAAACUAGGUUAAGUUGCAGUGCAUUGUGGAACUAAUUUAGGGGACAUAUUUCCAAGAUGGCUUCUAUUUCCUCCUCUAAAACAGCCCCACAAUGCACUGCAAUGCCAACUUGACCCAGUUUCCUCAGUCAUGGUACUGCUAAUUAGUAAGAAAGCAAAGUUUCAGCUUAAAAUGUUUGACCAUAACUUGAAAAUUCUAAUAGAGGCUUUGCACCAUCACGUGAUGGCAGCCAUGACACGAGGCACAACAAUGGAGUAUUUAUCUAGGAAACUGAAUCCUUUUUCAUGUAAAUCAGAUUAGACCAGAUUGAAUUGUUCCUGCCUCCUGUCAUAGCUGCCAUCACGUGAUGGUGCAAAGCCUCUAUAGGAUGCGUUUGGGAAAAAUAUACUGGACAGCAAUCUGGUGCUGUCCAUUGCAUUUUUCCGCACAAAUUCUUUAAAAAAAUAUAUAUUUAAUCUCAUACUUUAUGCCAUUUCUCCUAUGUCACAUAGUAUGAGCUGAAACUUCUUACCAAUAUCAAGACGCUUUCUUAUUUUUUUGGAGUUCAUUUUGACACUGGUGUUUGAUUUAAGGGGGUUGUGGUCAUGUGACCUAUUAGAGCAAUUAUAAUUUUACAAAUGUACAAACGAUGGUGAAUUUUAGUUUUUGUUUUUUUAAUUUAUUUUUUUAAUGUAAUGCACCAAUAUUUAUUCCCUUCUUAUAACUUGUAUUACUGUACUACUGUAUUACUGAUUCAUUAAUUUAUCUUCAAAGAAAACAGAUCUAAAUUAUUUUUAUUUGAUUAUCAAUAAUAAUUAUAAUCUUCAUUGCAUAAAAUCAAUAAUCUUUUGAAUAUUUUAAAACACAUUGAAAUAUCUUACGUCUAAAAUUGACCCUGGCAAGUCAUGCCAAAGACAUAUUUGGUCAGCAGUAAAAGGGUUUAGGUUCAACCUAGUGCUGGGGGUAGGUAACUCAUGUUUUAAUUUUUGGUCUUCCCUGUGGAAAGAAAAUGACAAAUUAAGACGGAAUAAGAUUACAUGGUUUAUCUGGAUAUGACUUCAUUUGUAUAUUGCACUUGGUAUUACUUAGAAAUUAUUCGCAGAAGGGUAAAUAAAAAGGCAGAAUUUCGGUGAAUAUUUACCAAGGCGUUGUCGCAGUAAAUAUUUACCAUGUUCACUGAGCCCAAGGUACGUAAAUCAUUAUCGGAGAAAAGACAAAAUUCAGGACUUAAAAAAACUUUUUAUUAUUACUGCUUUGGCAAACCUCAUAAUUUAUGACUCCAAUUUUUCUCAGUGGAAUUAAAAUCUUGUCCCACAAACAACUACACAGUACCAUUUCCAAAUAGUACUAUAAGGAUUACAAGGCAAAUUUAUUUUAUUUUCACAGGACAGUAAACAGUUAAAACCAUUUACAAUCAAUUUUCAACAAUCAGUGUUUUAAAUUUAGAGAUAUUAUUCCAGUUAAGUUGUUGAACUUGUGGGACAUAGCAACAGUAACUAAGGGGAGUCGGAACAAUGAAUCAAAGCUCGGCCAGUGAUUAUUGUCUAAUCAAUUUAUACAACUAAUGAUUAAUAUUAUCUAGGAUAGAGAUAGGAUAGAGAAUUACAAAUCAAGAUUUAGUAAAUGUUAAAAUACUGUGUAGUCUUAAAAUAAUAGUUUCAUUUAUAAUGAAUAGAAGUUUUAUCAAAGUUUAUAAAGAUUUUUAUUACACAUUAAAAUUGUGAUUUUACCACA